Plenodomus lingam JN3 is the source of this 174-nucleotide messenger RNA. The record is from RefSeq and is a predicted model, not a curated record. NCBI's taxonomy places the organism in Eukaryota, Fungi, Ascomycota, Dothideomycetes, Pleosporales, Leptosphaeriaceae.
AUGACGACCUCUAUCACCACCUCUAUCACCACCUCUAUCACCACCUCUAUGACCACCUCGAUCACCACCUCUAUCACCACCUCUAUCACCAGCUCUAUCACCACCUCUAUCACCACCUCUAUUAUCACCACCUCUACUACCUACACUACCACCUCUAUCACCACCUCCUAUUAG